This is a messenger RNA of Mesitornis unicolor (brown roatelo), 1587 nucleotides long. Its product is annotated as cystic fibrosis transmembrane conductance regulator-like. Gene Ontology annotation, molecular function: ATP binding; ABC-type transporter activity; chloride channel activity. NCBI's taxonomy places the organism in Eukaryota, Metazoa, Chordata, Aves, Mesitornithiformes, Mesitornithidae. The record is from RefSeq and is a predicted model, not a curated record. Gene Ontology annotation, cellular component: plasma membrane; apical plasma membrane; cytosol. Gene Ontology annotation, biological process: chloride transmembrane transport; bicarbonate transport. The annotation marks the transcript as partial. The transcript is spliced from 11 exons.
AUGCAGAGGUCCCCCCUGGAGAAGGCGAACAUCUUCUCCAAACUUUUCUUCAGAUGGACAAAACCAAUUUUGAGAAAGGGUUACAGACGACGGUUGGAACUGUCAGAUAUUUAUCAAAUCCCUUCUGCGGACUCUGCUGAUAAUCUUUCUGAAAAACUAGAAAGAGAGUGGGACAGAGAGCUGGCAACUUCAAAGAAAAAGCCCAAACUUAUUAACGCUCUUCGACGAUGCUUCUUCUGGAAGUUUAUGUUCUAUGGAAUAAUAUUAUAUUUAGGGGAAGUCACUAAAUCUGUGCAACCCCUUCUGCUGGGAAGAAUAAUAGCAUCCUAUGAUCCAGACAACUCCGAUGAAAGAUCCAUAGCUUACUACCUAGGCAUUGGCUUGUGCCUUCUCUUCCUUGUGAGAACACUACUCAUACACCCGGCUAUAUUUGGUCUUCAUCAUAUAGGAAUGCAAAUGAGAAUAGCUAUGUUUAGCUUGAUUUAUAAGAAGAUUUUAAAACUGUCAAGCAGAGUUCUAGAUAAAAUAAGUACUGGGCAAUUGGUCAGCCUUCUUUCUAACAAUCUGAACAAAUUUGAUGAGGGUCUUGCUCUGGCUCAUUUUGUGUGGAUUGCACCUUUACAAGUGGCACUGCUGAUGGGACUGCUCUGGGAUAUGUUAGAAGCCUCUGCAUUUUCUGGACUUGCUUUGCUAAUAGUCCUGGCCCUUUUCCAAGCCUGGUUGGGACAAAGGAUGAUGAAAUACAGGAAUAAGAGGGCGGGAAAGAUCAAUGAGAGACUUGUCAUCACCUCAGAAAUAAUUGAAAAUAUACAGUCAGUUAAAGCUUAUUGUUGGGAAGAUGCAAUGGAAAAAAUGAUUGAAAGCAUCCGUGAAACUGAACUGAAGCUAACACGAAAAGCUGCUUAUGUGAGAUAUUUCAACAGCUCAGCCUUCUUCUUUUCAGGGUUUUUUGUGGUGUUUUUAGCUGUCCUUCCAUAUGCUGUGAUUAAAGGAAUUAUUCUCCGCAAAAUAUUUACCACCAUUUCCUUCUGCAUUGUUCUUCGAAUGUCAGUGACCAGGCAGUUUCCUGGGUCCGUGCAGACCUGGUAUGACUCUAUUGGAGCAAUAAACAAAAUACAGGAUUUCUUGCUGAAAAAAGAAUAUAAAGCCCUGGAGUAUAAUCUAACAACCACUGGAGUUGAGCUGGACAAAGUAACAGCUUUUUGGGAUGAGGGAAUUGGAGAGCUGUUUGUAAAAGCAAACCAGGAAAACAACAACAGCAAAGCUCCUGGCACUGACAACAAUCUCUUCUUCUGUAAUUUUCCCCUUCAUGCCUAUCCUGUUCUUCAGGAUAUAAACUUUAAGAUUGAGAAGGGAGAGUUAUUAGCUGUUUCUGGAUCUACUGGAGCAGGCAAGACUUCUCUUCUGAUGUUGAUAAUGGGAGAAUUGGAGCCUUCGCAGGGUAAAAUUAAACACAGUGGAAGGAUAUCCUUUUCACCUCAAGUCUCUUGGAUCAUGCCUGGAACCAUAAAAGAAAACAUUAUUUUUGGUGUAUCCUAUGAUGAAUAUCGAUACAAGAGUGUCAUCAAAGCCUGCCAACUAGAAGAG